GAAUUAGCAUGGAAACUACACUUCAUUUUCCUAGUGGUAGGUUUCUGAAACGGAAAAAGUUGACCCUCAAGAAUUGAAGCUUAUAUAUAGGAAGCAAAUAAUAAACCAAGAGCAAAUAAAAAAUCGUUCCCCUCCAAACAAUCCCAAAUUCCAAGCCAAGCACAAAUAAUGGCUCUUAACAGCCCCUAUUACAAACCAAGCACAAAGCAGCCUCCUGAGGGACAAUGGACCACUGGCCUUUAUGAUUGUUUCCUUGAUUCCUCUACUUGUCUUCUUUGUUUCUGUCCUUGUAUCAUGGUGGGGCGGAUUGCGGAGAUAGUAGAUAAAGGGACAACAUCGUGCACUCGGGCCGGGCUCAUAUACUAUGCUAUGGGCUGUUGUGGAUGGAUAUUUGCUAGCCAAUACAGAGCCAAGCUGCGACAAUGGUUCUCGCUGCCAGAAGAGCCUUGCUCAGAUUUGUUGGUCCAUGCCUGCUGCUGUAUGUGUUCUAUUUGUCAGGAAUAUAGAGAACUCAAAAACCGUGGCAUUGAUCCUUCUAUAGGGUGGCAAGGAAAUGUAGAAAAGUGGAAGCAGGAAGGGAUAAAGCCUCCAAUUGCUGAACAAGGCAUGACUCGUUAGUCAUGUCUAUUUGGGUCGAAAAAUCAAUCACCAUGGUUAUCUGCCUUGCUUAAUAGCUAGUAUUUAUAUGUAUUGGCUCUGCAAUUUUAUGCAAUUUAUUUAGGCACCGGAGUCUCAUGAAAAAUGUUUCACGUGUACAUCGGCUUUUACGUACCUUUUAUAUUAUGAAUUAUCAAUUGUGUAAUAUUCACCAAUUUGGCGUGAUAUUAAUAUAAAUAAGGUGAAAUGAUCAGAUGUAAAAUAAAUAAAGUAAUUACACAUUAUUUAUUACAAGUUAA
This is a messenger RNA of Ziziphus jujuba (common jujube), 896 nucleotides long. RefSeq names its product protein PLANT CADMIUM RESISTANCE 12. Bases 169 to 618 code for a protein of 149 amino acids. The record is from RefSeq and is a predicted model, not a curated record. The transcript has 4 exons. Lineage: Eukaryota; Viridiplantae; Streptophyta; Magnoliopsida; Rosales; Rhamnaceae.